Molecule: messenger RNA, 1773 nt
Organism: Botrytis byssoidea
Lineage: Eukaryota; Fungi; Ascomycota; Leotiomycetes; Helotiales; Sclerotiniaceae
Exons: 2
Coding region: 1-1773 (590 amino acids)
Source: RefSeq, a predicted model, not a curated record
AUGUCUGUGAAGCUCGAAAUCGAGGCAAACCCCAAAGAUACCAUCUCUAGUCCAGCACGCCAAAUUAUACCUAACGAGCAGAGGAGCAUGAACUUACCAGGAGACAUACUUCUUCAGAUAUGCGAAGAGUUAGCCACUCAACUAGAGUUUGGAGUUCUUUUCAAUUGUGCUAUCUCCGGAAAGCAAUUGGUUGGCUCGGCGUUGCAAUGGCUAUAUAGGACACAUAAUGAAUACUUGAGGAUUAUUAGCAGUGAAGGAGAGGCUCCUGAGUGGGCAAAAAUCCAAAAGCGCAAUUCUAAAUACAGCGCGGCUUCGAAGUGGGCAAAAUUAUGGCAAUCUAUUGUACGCUCUAGUCUAGGGACUACUGCCUAUCCAUACUGUCUAUAUAUACGAUCGCUCGAUCUAACCAAUCUAUCGAAUCUUCUCGAGGAUAGCACCUUCCGAAUGGCUGCAAUGGAUAACUUCUUUGCUGAUGAGAUGGCAGAGUUUCUAAGUGUAGAUGGGACACCCAGAAGGCGAUCAAAAAGAGGUCCGCAAGUACGACUCAAUACUACAAAUAUUCUCAAUCUGAUAGGAGAAUCUAUCACAAGAUAUGUCAGCGAGCGCGCGGAUGAAAACCAGACAACGGUUGCUUUAGAGAAUCUUUCAGGGGAUAUCACAUCAGUUGCAUUACCAAUAUGGGCGGGACGCUUAUCAAGACUGAAAUCCAUGACGAUUUGGGACGGGAAGUCACUGAAUGAGAACGUUGCGACGGUGAUCUCGAAAAGCUGUCUCAACUUUGACGAGAUCCGUAUAUUCGUGUGUUCAGAUGAUACCGAUCACAAUCCUGCAUCAUUCAUAAAAGGCCUCAGACAGAACAGUCUUCUUUCACUCGAGGUUUUGUCUAACUGUAGGAUUGGUCCUUCUUUUCUGACCGCUCUAAACCAUCAUUCCGAAUCACUGAAGAGCUUGAGGCUACAGAGCCUUAAUUCAGAAGCCAUCAAGAACCUCAACAUUCUUCAAAGAUGUACUGCGCUUGAGAUACUCGAUCUAGAGGAUAGUCAACAUAUUGUGGACUUGGAAGCUACAGAGAACGAUGUAUUUCUUGAAGUCAUCGAAUGGUUGGGGCGCUGCGAGAAGCUCCGAGAACUGGUUCUAAACAGAAUCGUUUGUGCCCCAGCCGUUUUAAAGCAGGUUUGUCUACGAAACGAUAUCCGACUGCAACGGUUGGUAGUUACUGGCCCUUCUCUUGUCAAUGAUACAGAAUUUCAUAGAGCGAUCUCACACCAGACUGAACUCGAGGUCCUUGAACUUCGAGGUGGUUCGGACGAGGUAUUUAGAGUCAGAGAUGACAUUGAUAACCUUCUCACAUCCAUAUGUCAACUCACUAAACUCAAGGAACUUACCAUCAUGGAAUCGUUUGAAUAUUUCAGUAGUAACGAAAUCAAACGUCUCGCAACAAGCCUGCCACUUCUCGAAAAGUUUCACUUCUCAGGUUAUGGUAUUGGAGAUGAGAUCUUGCCCUAUUUAUCAAAAUUACAUAAUUUGCGAGACGUGUCCAUCGCUGCAAUUUCUAGUUUCACUCUCGAUGGCUUACUGGCCUAUGUUUCGACUUUACGAGAUACAAACCAAGGUCUUGUACUUUCAGUUAUGAGUCAGAAUUCCGACCAAGAUCUUGCACCCUUAGAGUUACAGCUCAUCCGAGAAGGAAUGAUCGCGAAAGUAGACGGAAAGUUUGACUUUGCAUUGCUGAGAGAGGUGGCGGAAUCGGAGUUUGAUUCUGCGUCUGAUUAG